Morus notabilis is the source of this 2339-nucleotide messenger RNA. Its product is annotated as NAD-dependent malic enzyme 2, mitochondrial. Gene Ontology annotation, biological process: malate metabolic process; pyruvate metabolic process. Lineage: Eukaryota; Viridiplantae; Streptophyta; Magnoliopsida; Rosales; Moraceae. The record is from RefSeq and is a predicted model, not a curated record. Gene Ontology annotation, cellular component: mitochondrion. The transcript has 19 exons. Bases 155 to 1966 code for a protein of 603 amino acids. Gene Ontology annotation, molecular function: malate dehydrogenase (decarboxylating) (NAD+) activity; NAD binding.
UUGACAUUCGAAGUCAUUGCGUUUGUUGUGUAGUCUGAUCUCUGAAUUCUUCUUUUGUUCCGAUAAAAUGGAUUCGGAACUUUUUCUGUGACUUUCUGUUUCGUUAUUGGUUACUUAUUUUUCUUGAUUUGAUUUUAUUUUUUCGGAGAUUAUAAUGUGGAAGUUAGUUCGAUUCGCCGCGUCGAGUUUGCGCCCAUCGAGGCGGUUCUCGACGGAGAUUCCUGGUCCCUCUAUCGUCCAUAAGCGCGGUGCUGAUAUUCUCCAUGAUCCCUGGUUCAACAAGGAUACUGGGUUUCCUUUGACUGAAAGAGAUCGGCUAGGGCUUCGUGGUCUCCUCCCACCUCGCGUCGUAUCGUUUGAGCAGCAAUACGCUCGUUUCAUGGAGUCAUACCGGUCACUUGAGAAAAAUACACAAGGCCAACCACAUGGUUCUGUUUCCUUGGCCAAAUGGAGGAUCCUAAAUAGAUUGCAUGACAGGAAUGAAACUUUAUACUACCGAGUCCUUAUUGAUAACAUCAAAGAUUUUGCUCCAGUCAUAUACACUCCCACUGUAGGAUUAGUAUGUCAAAAUUACUCUGGGUUAUUCAGACGCCCACGCGGAAUGUACUUCAGUGCGAAGGACAAAGGGGAAAUGAUGUCGAUGAUCUAUAAUUGGCCAGGUCAGCAGGUAGACAUGAUAGUUCUGACCGAUGGUAGCCGUAUUCUUGGCCUAGGUGACCUUGGUGUCCAGGGGAUUGGAAUACCUAUUGGCAAACUUGAUAUGUACGUUGCUGCAGCCGGUUUCAAUCCACAGAGAGUACUCCCAGUUAUGCUAGAUGUUGGAACUAACAAUCAGAGGCUCCUUGAAGACCGUCUUUAUUUAGGACUUCGACGGCCUAGGUUGGAAGGAGAAGAGUAUCUAUCAAUUGUUGAUGAGUUCAUGGAAGCAGUUUUCACACGUUGGCCCAAGGCCAUUGUGCAGUUUGAGGACUUCCAAAUGAAAUGGGCUUUUGAGACGCUGCAGCGAUAUCGUAAAAAGUUUUGCAUGUUCAAUGAUGACAUACAAGGAACUGCAGGAGUUGCACUUGCAGGACUACUGGGAACUGUCAGAGCACAAGGUCUACCAUUAUCUGACUUUGUGAAACAGAAGAUAGUUGUAGUCGGAGCUGGGAGUGCAGGGCUUGGUGUUCUUAGCACUGCAAUACAGGCUGCUGCAAGAUUGGCAGGCAUCAAUGAAACAACCGCGAAGAAACAAUUCUUUUUGCUUGACAAAGAUGGUCUUGUAACAAAAGAGAGGAAGAAUCUUGAUCCUGCAGCUGCACCAUUUGCUAAAGACCCUGUAGAGAUCGAUGGGCUUAGGGAGGGAGCAACUCUUAUUGAAGUGGUUAGAAAAAUCAAGCCCCAUGUGCUUCUUGGUUUGUCCGGAGUUGGUUGUGUUUUCAAUGAGGAGGUGCUUAAGGCAAUGCGAGAAUCAGAUUCAACUAAACCUGCAAUUUUUUCUAUGUCAAAUCCCACGAUGAAUGCUGAGUGUACUGCUGCUGAAGCUUUCAAGCAUGCUGGGGAUAAUAUAGUCUUUGCAAGUGGUAGCCCUUUUGAAAAUGUUGAUCUAGGCAACGGAAAGAUAGGCUAUGUUAAUCAAGCCAAUAAUAUGUACCUGUUUCCUGGGAUUGGUUUGGGAACUCUUCUCUCAGGUGCUCGUUUUAUAACGGAUGGCAUGUUACAGGCAGCUUCUGAAUGCCUUGCCUCUUAUAUGACAGAUGAAGAGAUCCAAAUGGGCAUCUUGUAUCCAUCUAUCAACAGUAUCCGGCAUAUCACAGCAGAGGUUGGAGCGGCUGUUGUGCGAGCAGCUGUUGCAGAAGAACUGGCUGAAGGACAUGGUGAUGUAGGGCCGAGAGAACUCAAGCACAUGUCAAAAGAGGAGACAGUACAAUACGUCACACGCAAUAUGUGGUUCCCUGUUUACAGCCCUCUUGUUCAUGAAAAAUAAAAGCUUAACUCAGUUGUAUUACGCGCGUUCUUAGAGGCUGGUUUGCGUGCAGGGCGCAUCCUAAAAUUCUGUGGCCAAGCAAAUAGUGUCUUGGUUUAUCUUAUUGUUGAUGUGGACUGGAGCUAGUAAAAUUUCUUUGUUCUUUCCUUGAGAUAAUCAUAAACUAUAAAUCUGAGUUAUUGUUAUAACUUAUAUGUUAGAGAUAUUGUUCCAAAUCAAUUAUUUAGCAGCGACUUGUAUCUGUAUGCAAGGGAAGUAAAUUGACUUGUAGUUAAGAGGCAAUGAGACAUCCGUACUGUAUGAUAUAGAUAAUUCUUUGAAUAAACGAUUUAGCAGCAACCUGUAUGCAAGAGAAAGCAACAUUCUCACGAGA